This is a messenger RNA of Episyrphus balteatus (marmalade hoverfly), 1908 nucleotides long. RefSeq names its product segmentation protein paired (gene prd). The record is from RefSeq and is a predicted model, not a curated record. The transcript has 2 exons. Gene Ontology annotation, biological process: regulation of transcription by RNA polymerase II; anatomical structure development. NCBI's taxonomy places the organism in Eukaryota, Metazoa, Arthropoda, Insecta, Diptera, Syrphidae. Gene Ontology annotation, molecular function: RNA polymerase II cis-regulatory region sequence-specific DNA binding; DNA-binding transcription factor activity, RNA polymerase II-specific. The coding region runs from base 277 to 1908 and encodes 543 amino acids.
GAUAAACUCAAACAGAAUCGAUGAUCUGAACGAAAGAUCUACCAAGUGAGUCAGUUCAAAAACUACUUCGCAUCAGAAAAGACGUGUUCGGAAAAAAUAAAUUUUAGACUUCUAAAAACUGUUAAGAUUGAAAGAAAUCCUUCAGAUACAUUUAACGAAAAUUGUAAAAAAAACCAAUAAGUGACAGAAAAGUGAUUCGGAGUGACACAAUCAGAUACAAAUUUUAGUGAUAUCAACACAAAUAUUGGAUUAACUUAAGCAUCUUUUUGAUAUAAAAUGACAGUAACUGCCUUUGCAGCAGCAGCAAUGCCAAGACCCUUUUAUGGAUAUCCUCUGCAAGCAGACAUGUCAAAUGGACAAGGACGAAUGAAUCAGCUCGGUGGAGUCUUUAUCAAUGGCCGCCCCCUUCCCAAUCACAUUCGCCUCAAGAUCAUUGAAUUGGCUGCUGAAGGUGUCCGGCCAUGCUCCAUCUCAAGACAACUUCGUGUCAGUCACGGAUGUGUGUCCAAAAUCCUCAACAGAUACCAAGAAACCGGAUCUAUCCGUCCCGGUGUGAUUGGAGGUUCCAAACCAAAAGUAACCUCUCCCGAAAUUGAAAGCCGCAUCGAAGAGUAUCAGCGUGAAAAUCCCCGAAUUUACUCUUGGGAAAUUCGUGAUAAACUCAUUAAGGAGGGAAUUUGCGAUAGAAUUUCAGCUCCAUCGGUUUCGGCCAUCUCAAGACUGCUCCGAUCACGCGACAGUUCUUCCGAAGAUGGCUCGAAAUCCAAACAUUCAAGUAUCAAUUCAGGACAUCUUGAAGAAUCCAUGAAACCAACUGAUGAUGGUAAUCUAUCGGAUUGUGAUAGUGAACCUGGAAUUCAAUUGAAGCGAAAACAACGCCGUUCGAGGACAACUUUCACAGCAAGUCAAUUAGACGAGUUGGAAAGGACAUUCGAGACGACACAAUACCCUGACAUUUAUACGCGUGAGGAACUAGCUUUGCGUACCAAACUAACCGAAGCUCGUAUUCAGGUGUGGUUUAGUAACCGUCGAGCACGUUUGAGGAAACAGCAAACCUCUCAACCAACUAUUGCUUCAUACGGUUCCACCAUGCACACAGCUUCUCAAGCCAUGUCGAACAAUUUUUACCCCACAAUGAUGCCCAAUGGGGAAGCUACAAUGCCAGAUCCUUCUCUUUACGCUCAAAGUCAUCAUAUGUAUGAUUUUUACAACAACCAUGCCGUCGGAUCACCUAGCACAGCGGCUUCGGUUACACCACCCCAUCAAGUCUACAACUCAUCGAAUGCAUAUCCUAGCCAUCAUCAUCAAGAACAGUACAUUCAUCAGCCAGCAGCAGCGGUUCUAUCGAACUCGAGUUUGAACUCCUCAGGAGGCUACACAAAAUUAGAAACCAUUCCAACCACUCCACGAAAUGACAGUCCAGUGGAAUCCAACCAUGGUUAUUCCUGCGGACUUCAACUACCACCCACACCAAAUAGUUUAUCCACCGCUAUUGGUUCACAUUCUGUUAAUAGCAACAGCAAUGAGGAUAUCCAUUCAGCAACAAAACUUGAGGAGUCUGCUGCAGCAGCAGCAGGACUUCAACAGCAAACCAAUACAUUCUCACCAUGGAAUCCAAUCUCUGCCACAACAACAAACCCAUCACGCCCAACUGCUACAACAGCAGUAGCACAAGAUAAUGUCCAUCAUGGAAUCAAUAACCAUCCUGCUGUCAAUAGUUUUUCGAAUGAUUCCAAUUCUUCCUAUGGAAUACAUCAUCCUCAUCAUUAUCAUCAUCAUCAUCCUCAUCACAUGCCAAUGCAUCCCAAUACACCAGCUUUUAUGCAUUCCAAUUUUUCGACAACUUUUCCAUCGCCACCAAAGAAUUUUGGAAUGUCUCAGGCAUUUUAUCCAUUUUAUUCUUCUUAA